AUGAGCUUUGAGCUUUCGCUCCACUAUCAGUUUAGAGAUUUCAAAACCCGCUACCAUCAGUCUAACGAGUUGCGUCUAGAGCAUGACAUGGAAAAGGAUACUGAGCUUAUGAGGGCAUACGUGUGCACUCUCCCUCCUAAUAGUGCUAUCACAGCAUCUCUACGUGCUACCAUCUUCGACUGGAUGACUUCGUUGCAAGAGCUUAUGCUAAUCCAAUCACAAAGUUUGCACAUGGCUGCUUGGUUCGUGGACCACAGCGAGUGGUGCGAAGAACCGAAAUUGGGAGCUUACGUUCUGAGGGCGUUGGCAGCUUUCAUGAUUGGCGACAUAGCCAUUGCGUCUAGGGCUGAAGACGAAUGGAAUAACAUGCGUCACGAUCUAAUUGUUUUCUCUGAACACAACUAUAGCCUGGAACAAGUUACAAGAGAGGAAAAGGCUAUAACUGACAAGCUCUCGCGGGACCUGCCUUAUCCCACUCCACAUAGCUUUCUGCUACCCCUUAUGAUGAUCUCAGAUGAUAGGAAUCUACCCCCUGAAUUCACUUGGGGCAUACCCCUAUGUAUCUAUUGCUUGGACCUGGGUCUCCUAAGUGACCAACUUGCACAGUACUCCGCCAAAUUUAAAUGUGCUGCAGUAGUAUUACUCUUUCGAAGAAUUGAAAGAAGCUUUUGCCAGUGUUCGACUGAAGAGCUCAGCAAUCCCUCUAACCCGUGUAAGUAUCAUCGACUCUCUGAAAUGACGGAGCUUUUGUGUGAGAUCCAAGCGCAAGAGCCCAAUGCUAAUCUCCGCUCCGUCUCUGACAUAUAUGCUAAACUUUUGAGGGAAGCUCAAGACUUCGUUAUGCGUGGAGUGCAGGCGGAAGUUGAGUGUGCUCCAUCACGGUGUGAGCCGGAACGAUACACACCAUUAAAUUUGACAAGCUUUGAAAUGCCUCCAAUGCGCCAUAUCGAUGACUCGAUCACCGUGUCAGCAGAAUCCACCAGAAGCCCCGACAAGGAUGGUCAAAAUAAGGGAGACCACACGGCGCAACCAAACAGAUUAAAGACUCUUCAGGCCCCGUCAUUCGGCCUGCAUCCUCUCGUCACGAAGGCCAGCUCACACCAACUCUACGUAUUGGCAGUGGUUACCCCCAGCUUCGACGAAACCUCAGAGAUGACCCCCGACCACUAA
Echinococcus granulosus is the source of this 1170-nucleotide messenger RNA. Its product is annotated as Cyclin-B1-3. The transcript is spliced from 7 exons. NCBI's taxonomy places the organism in Eukaryota, Metazoa, Platyhelminthes, Cestoda, Cyclophyllidea, Taeniidae. The coding region runs from base 1 to 1170 and encodes 389 amino acids. The record is from RefSeq and is a predicted model, not a curated record.